Molecule: messenger RNA, 777 nt
Organism: Gastrolobium bilobum
Lineage: Eukaryota; Viridiplantae; Streptophyta; Magnoliopsida; Fabales; Fabaceae
Product: late embryogenesis abundant protein 3-like
Exons: 2
Coding region: 77-634 (185 amino acids)
Source: RefSeq, a predicted model, not a curated record
ACAAUACUUAUUUAUUUCUCUUCCACUCUUUGAAGCUUACACCGACACUAAGUUCCAAACCCUUUCAACCACAAUCAUGAGCCAUGAACCCACCAAAUACGGCGACGUUUCCAGAGUCCCCAACGAGUUAGCAUCCAAACCAAUCUCCCCACAGGAUGCCGCCGCCGAGGCCCGCCAGGACAUGGGGCAGCGCGUGGAACCUGACGCUCAUAUUGGUUCAGCUGCCAUAGACGGUGACCCCAUAACCAUCGGAGAAGCUCUAGAAGCCGUGGCCAUAUCGAUUGGCGAUAAACCGGUGGACCAAAACGAUGCUGCAGCAAUCAGCAUCGCGGAGAUCAGAGCCACCGGAGAUAAGAACAUAAGGCCCGGUGGUGUGGGGGCAACAGCACAAUCUGCAGCCACUGUCAACAGCCAUGUCGUGCGCCGUGAACACAUGACAAAACUUUCCGAUGUAUUAACGGAUGCGACGGAGAAGCUGGCGUCGGACAAGGCGGUGACGAAGGAAGAUGCUGAUGCGGUGUAUGCGGCGGAGGUGCAGUUUCCAUAUCGGAGGGAUGCACCGGAAGUUAUUGCUGAACCUGGCGGAGUGGCGGCAUCCAUGGCCACCGCUGCUAAGCUGAAUGAAGAAAAAUGAAGCCUGAAGAGAAGAGCAGUUUUUUUUUUUAAUUUAAAUAAACGAGUUUUUUUUUUUUGGGUAAACGAAGUUUAGCUUGUGAAUACGUGAACAGUUUAAUGUAAAUUACUUGUUGGUUCUAUGAUUUCUUUGCUUCUUUUUUU